This is a messenger RNA of Aureobasidium subglaciale EXF-2481, 1772 nucleotides long. RefSeq lists its product as uncharacterized. The record is from RefSeq and is a predicted model, not a curated record. Lineage: Eukaryota; Fungi; Ascomycota; Dothideomycetes; Dothideales; Saccotheciaceae. Bases 269 to 1471 code for a protein of 400 amino acids. The transcript has 2 exons.
CUUGCACAUAUUGUCCAAUCACCCUUCGCGCUCAAAAUGACCUUCAAUUAUAUCGUCCACGCAUACAUAUUGUCACGCCGUCUUGUCAAGUAUCCUUCUGCACGCAUGGACUGGACCAGUCACUCAACCAAUAAACAACCGCGUGCUGCAGAGAGCAUCGCUUUUCAUGCUGCUGUACCACCUUGUCUGGCGCUUACUGUGCGACGUGGUUGGUCACCACUCAUGGUAAUCUCUAAGAUUAAUGUGGGUUUUUCAAUGAGCUGAAAAUAUGGGAUGCUUCGAUGCGCUUACAAGAGCGACUCAAAUCUCUGAUGCUAGUACUCAGUAUCUGUCGUGUUUCGGCCUGUCGUUUUGCUUGCGAGCCUCGCUCGACCAGUCUUCUUCGAUCAUGGUCCCUUCCACAAUCAAUUCCCUUCAAGUUCAGACGACUCCGUCGCCAUCCCCCUCUCUGUCUUUGACGGCUGUUGUUCAGACCACGUUGAUUCCCGCCAUACGGCGAAACGAUCCACCAGAUAUCUUGACGAAUGCACAUACCUGCGGCUAUACAAGCGGAGCGUGGUCCUCGGCUGUGACGUGUGGCCCGUCACAUUCGUGCACGUACUAUACGACACCCUAUUCUGCUCCAAACUUUGGAUGCUGUUCGGAAGGCCUAGAUUGUGGUUACGUUUCAACUUGUCUAGAUCACGGAGCAAAAGGAAAUCCGAAUACCGGAAGCGGUAUCAUUUUCAGCAUUUCGAAUGAACAAUUCCUCUGCGGUCCAGCCGCCCCGUAUUGCUCUAAGCUCCUACUAUAUGGCACGACAUAUGCUCCAGGCUCUAGCUACUCAUUCUACUUUUACAAUUGCUUAACGAAAAGUGUCCCCAUGGUCAUCGCCUACCAGACAACGCUCGACGAAAGAGGUGCAGCAUCUAGUUCCGUGUCAUCCGUUCUAUCAACUACUGAAACUACGGAGGCAACCGCCUCAUCCAUGUUGUCGACAUCGUCCAGCUCUGACGCAAGUACUCAAAGCGGCACUCCCUCCUCAUCCGCGAGCCACUCAACAACAUCUCAAAGUGGGACACCAGUACCGAUCGAGACUACCUCAAAAAGACUAGACACGAUCUCAGCGACAAUUGCGUCAGGUACGCCGACUAGCAGCUCUGAAGCGUCUUCUGGCAGCCUCUCGCAGACCUCACAAAUCGGUAUCGCCAUUGGAGUCAGCAUCGGAGUUGGUGUAGUUCUGGCUUCGCUCGCAUUCUGGUUCCUCCGCUAUCGUAAAGCAAAGAAAGUCCAACAGUGUACUCAACAACGUUCACAAUUUCAACCAUCAUAUGUCGACCAUACUGUCGCCAGCAAGUCAUUUUAUCCUUUUGAUAACAGAUUCAGCUCGUUCCAUACACACACGUCAGCAACAUCCGAGAUGGAAGGACAGGCCUUAUACGAAUUAGGAGCUACUAGUAGGAGACAUGAGCUCGCUGGUGAAAGGCACUGAUAGGAGGUUGAACAUGGUCAUCAAAGGAUUAGACUGCGUUGGACAAUUUAGUUUCUGCGGAUUCUCCACAUCCUUUUGCCAAAUUGCCGUACUUCGUGAAGAAAAGAUGGUUUCGUACCUGUUGGCCACAUCACCGACGGGAUCAUCUGAUGCUGAAAGCGGAUAUGCCGACAGUAAGGCAGUAUACUUAAGCAAGAAACUGCACACUGCUCCUCUGAUUGCCUUCGAUCUGGACAAGGAUGAUAUUGACCCCAUAGUCCAAGGAGAAUUACUCGAUCAGAUGCUCCACAAAGAACCGGCG